AGGUGGAGGGAGGGGAAGCGGCCAUCAUGGCGUCCAACCCGCGCAAGUUCAGCGAGAAGAUUGCGCUGCACAACCAGAAGCAGGCCGAGGAGACGGCCGCCUUCGAGGAGGUCAUGAAGGACCUGAGCAUCACGCGAGCCCUACACUUCAAGGCCCAACAGCUGCAGCUGGCACAAAGCCGCACUCAGUACUAUGGAGGAUCACUGCCCAAUGUCAACCAGAUGGUGAAUGCCCCGCUGGAUUUUCAGCCUGGAGCAUACAGCCUAAGUAAGACGUCCUUCUACACAAACCUGGACACGACGCGGGGAACGCGGCACCACGGCCUGGUUGAACGCGUGUCCAGCCGGAGCCGCCUCAUAUCCCCGCACCGCCGUCAGCUACCCAUCGACAAGCACGGCCGACAGGUGGACAGCUCGCCGUAUGGCUCCAUCUACCUGUCACCUCCUCCCGACACCAGCUGGCGCAGGACGAACUCGGACUCGGCGCUGCACACAAGCGCCGUCACCACGACGCCGCCAGACGGAUUCUCGGUGCUUGGGCAGCAGGCAGCGACCGCACAGCCAGCACGGCGGAACGAGGAGGGGCUUUUGAUUGUGGACAAGGCGGCCGUCGACAAGCAGGCCUGGGAGACCAAGAACGCAUCACCAUCGACGACAUCGUCGUCGUCUCGACCAAAGUCGUGCGAAGUCCCCGACAUCAACAUCUUCCCGUCGGGUGACCAAGACGCGUCAAGCGUGCCACACGUCCCUGGUGCCCUCAACACGGGCGGCUCGCUCCCCGACCUCACCAACCUUCACUUCCCGUCGCCGCUGCCCACGCCGCUCGACCCUGACGAGUCUUCAUCUGCCUUCCCGGCGCUCACCGGCGGCGGCGGUGGCAACGGUGCCGCGAGUGGAAACGGCGGCGGCGGCGGCGGCGGCGGCGGCGGUGGAGGAAACAUGACCCACCUGGGAAUCGUGCCGCCAGCACAAGCCAUGGGGGCACGCCAGACUUCCCCCCGGAGAAACAGGCCUCCUCCCGUGGGGCCUCUGACCAUGGCCCUCACCCCGAGCUCAGAUGCCCACACGCAACAGCAACAGCAGCAACAGCAUCAGCAGCAGCAGCAGCAUCAGCAGCAGCAGCAGCAACAUCAGCAGCAUCAGCAGCAGCAUCAGCAGCAGCAACAGCAGCAACAGCAUCAGCAACAGCAGCAGUCAUCGCCGACCCUCUCCCCGACACUCUCGCCCAUCUCACGGUUGGUGUGCGAUGUCUACGACUGGCAGGCCGUAACGCUGGAUGCUGCCAGCCUGGGCUUCGAUCCAUCCCUUGUACAGUACCCCUUCUACCAAACUCAACAGCAGCAACAACAACCACAGCAGCAGCAGCAGCAGCAACAGCAGCAACAGCAACAACAGCAGCAACAGCAGCAACAACAGCAGCGCAACCCUCAGCAGCAUCAGCAGCAGCAGCACCACCACCACCAUCACCACCAGCAGCAACAGCAGCAACAGCAGCAGCAGCACCAGCAGCACCAGCAGCACCAGCAGCAAGCGGAGCAGGCACAGGCACUAAUGCAGACUUCCCAACAGGCAGCUAUGCACCAGCGCACCAUCGACACCAACGCCGUCAAUGUUGCCCUACAGCAAUACCGCAACAGCACGGGAACCCCGACCAAUCAGUCGCCCACAUCGCCCGUCUCCAACCAGGGCUUCUCCCCCAGCACUUCUCCACAGACCACAAUACUCGGCAGUGUGUUCAGCGACUCUUACCUUGACCAGCAGCUUACAUCGCGGCAAACCAGCGCGCUGUCUAUCCAGCUGGAGCAGUUCAACAUGAUGGAGAACCCCCUGGGCGGCCUUUCGCUCAGCUCCGGCAUGAUGUUCGACCCCGGCGCGCCGCUGCAGUACUCGCAGGCCGCCAUGCUGGGCUUCUCGGGCAGCCAGGGCAGCCUGUCGGGCAUGCAGCACCUGGGCAAGCACGGAGCCUUCUCCAAUCAUGCCGGCAACAUCCCCAACAUCAUCCUCACCGGUGAGAUGGACCUCCCAACUUGCCAAGGCGAGUCGCCCCCGAGCCUCUCCAAGGAGAUCAGCAACACGCUGGCUGCUUUCGAGGCGGACGCCACCUUCCCCCUCGACGACGACCUCAAGAUGGAGCCGCUGGGCCUGGAGGGUCUGCGCAUGUUGAGCGACCCGGACAUGGUCCUGGCCGACCCAGCCACCGAGGACACCUUCCGCAUGGACGGCUUGUAGGACGUCGUGGUGCAUGCGUGCGUGCGUGCGUGUGUGAUGCUUGCGCCAUGUCCGUCGUGUGCGUCACGCGGGGUGUGUGGUGCCGAGGCAGCGUCGCCGCUUCGCCCACACAUCGGCGGCCCUGGUGGGAUGCCCAAUGAAAUAUUGCAAACAGCUUGUGCGGGGUGUUGCAAGGACAUGCGAGCAUUAGUAUGUGCGUCUUUGGUUUGUGUGUGUGUGUGCUGAACGGGUGUUGAUCGCAUGGCGGUUGUUGCUACGGCUUGUGCUUGUGGUGCUCACGAAAGCUUUCCAAAGGAGGAGGCGAUCGUUUUUCCACCAAGCCCAUCCUGCAUGUCACUAGCACGCCAAGCAGGCGCGCCGAACUGUGAGCGGGCACGAUGGGUCGCACUUGGCACACGUGUGCGGGAAACGUUUGGUACAUUGCCAUGGCCUGUUCAAUAUGUUUUUUUAUUUUCUUGAUUUUCUCUGGACGAGGUUUUGUGUUCGCGUGAAGUGAACGUGCUCCACAUGCCCCACGUUCUGGUUUUCGCUCCGGUUUUCCUUCUGGCUGUUACCGUGCAUGUCAGCAUGGAACAGGCACCGAUGCACCUUCAAACCCUCCGGGCUCUUGCGCAGCGAAGCUAGUUUGGGAAAAAAUGCGCGAGUUGGGCAGGGCUUGUGCAAGUGAUGUCAUGGCGGGUUGGUUAGGGUUGGGAGGCUGAUGUGCAUUUGGGUGGAUAAUCGAGUUAGCAGUGCACCGUAAGUGCGUAUUCACUGCCACUGAGGUCUUUGUGCUCCAUCCCCCCAAAAAAUAAACAAAAAAUGUUGCGAUGAAGUUGACACGAUAAAAAAAGGCCACAUUUGGUGAAGUAUUAAGUGCAAUUCUGCUAUCUGUUCUUCAAAAUGGGUGGCAUUUUAUCAGACUGACAUGCAAUCUUUUAGAUCGGUGUAUAUUCGAUUUUUGUUUUGUUUACGUCUGUAUUCUGUUAGCUGAUCUCGAGGCAUUGAGGGAAUUAAUUUAUAUAUUGUUUUUUCUUUAAGUAACUCAAAAUCAUGUGCAUGGAAUGACUCAUUGAGUCACCCACUACGGUCUCUAAGAGCUAUUAAAUUAUCUUGAACCUUAAAACUUAAAUGAAACGUUAGUAUUUGUUUCCGUAUUUAAGAUAUGCUUAUUAUGUAACGAUCGCUGUUGGUGACUGCCGAUAAUGCUAAGAACCCUCAUCACUAAACAUGACGAGCUUUUGGCGAAAUCUGUUCACGUCUCGUGUGGCAUGGCACUGUUGUAAACAUCGUACAUUCUGAUAGACGUUAGCUGAUGGCGAUGCCUGUGUAUCUCCCUCACUCGAGCACUUGCUUUCUGACGUUACGUAACGGACUGUGACGUCUCGCGUUUCCAGCGCAGGUACAUCAGGGGCUGGCACGCAUGGCUGCAUGAUGCCGUCUUGCGUUCGGCAUUUGCGCGCAAUUUUAGCAUUGGGAUUAUUUUUGUUUUAUUCACCUCGGAUGGCAAGUACACUCGCACCCCAGGAGCUGACGGCUUUCACGUCUGUGCUGUUUGGCCCACGGCAAUGAUCACAAAGCAGCAGUGAACAUUCGUUCGCUUUUAUUGGUCGUAGGCAGUGUGGUGUCGUAGCGCGAUUGUCAUGGGCCCUAGUGCGUAUACUUAAAUGGGAAGGGGGGGGGGGGGGGUUGGGGGUAUGCACCGCUGUCACAGAAUCCGAUUUCCCCACCUCGUUGUAGCCUGGCGUCCAGGCUCCUGUGGCUCAUGAUCCUCGGUGCGACUCCACCGCCUGCACUUCACUCAAUGGCUUUGGCCACUGGACGUAGGACUUUGGCCCGGAGGGAUCAUACGUGCAUUUCUUUCGUCUGACGUCACUCUUUGACGGACAACCGGCGAGUCGCGUGCGUUUGGCCUUGAACGUAAAAAAAAAUAAUCCACACGAGCGUUAUCUUGGGUGGUUGUUGUCCAUGCCGUGGGGUAUUUUGGACUUUUGUUAGUCUCUUGGUUUAAAAAAAAAAAAGUGGUGUUUACGGUUGUUAAUGUAAAACGUGAAACGUUUGACCGCUAUACUCUUUGCGACGGGGGAUUACAAGUGCACUGUUAAACGGGGACCGGCAGCGAUAACUCACUGCAUUGCAUGCUAUCAGCUGGGUUUCCCCCCUUCUUUCAUUUUGUUUUCUAUUGUUUUGACAUUCUGUGUAGAAAAUUCAUUCUAUAUUAUACAUUUUUAAUACACUAAGGGUAUAGCAAAGUCUAUAGGUAUAUUUUAAUGUUUUGCCAGAUUUUUUGCGUGUUAUCGUAACAAGCUAUAGGGAACUAGACGUCCCCAAACAGCUCAAGCGGCACAUUGGUUACAGUGACACACACACAUCGAGAAAAUGCCAAACCACAGCCAUCAUAUUCCUCCAUUGUAUAGUCUUGUACUCGGCUCUGCGUGGAAUGGAGUGUGUUGACAGCUGUCUGCGGAAAUCAGGUUUACAGUGAUAAAACCGAAUUUCAUUCAUCACAAGUGUUCUAAUUCAAUCACAAAGGGCAAUUAUGUAAUAAUUUAUUUAGCAGAGCGCAAACUAAAUAGUUAUCAUAAUGGUAAUGUUAUUUAUUUAUACUGGAAAGCCUUGUGUAAUGUCACUUCUGUUGUCAAGAGGGUUCUAUGUUGGGAUGACUGGUCAGUUCCAUUUUAAUUAGGUGUUUUGCAUUUGGGAGGAAACCUGAGUGCCCAGAGAAAACGACGCAUCCAACUUGGCCGUUUCAAAGUCUACUCAUGAGCAUUGGGACGCUGCUGUGGUGUAAUGGUUUAGCCUGUUAGACUCGCUAUCCAGAGGUUGCCAGUUAAAUGUUCCUACGGUGUGGUUUUUGAAACAUUGGGAAAGAUUAUAAAAUCCCAUCGCCACUGUCCACCCAACAGUUAUUAACGGGUACACCACGGUUAUAAAAUGGCAAGUCAACCUGUGGCAGGGUGAAAUGUGGGUACAGCCCCAACUCUUCUAAGAUAUCUGGCCAGCAUGAAAAAGGGCCAGAAAUACCCUUGAGAGCUCUCAGGUGUAGCCUCGUCCACCAGCAGUGGCAUGAGUAAGAAAUUGCAAUUGCUGCACCUCGACCUUUGGAUAGGCAUUGCAGGUUCACACAGGAGCCUUCAGCGCUCCUGUGUGAACCUUGCCAACAGGGGUCCAUCCAGCAAAGGUCGCAGAAAAGGUAUGUCCGAUUUAUAUCAGCCAUCCACCGUUGGAUGGAGCCCUCUCCAAGCAGUCACCGUCUCUCAAGAUUAUGCAAUGAAAUAGUCCAGCUGACACUUGUGGACGAGCUGAGUUCAUUGUUCCAGCUCUGCGGUAAAUGCCCAUUUGGCCUUGUUCCCUCCUUGGGCUGCCACCCCAUCAUUACUCCCAAACACUGCCAUCAUCUCUUAUCUGUGACGUUUCCUGCCCCGAGCCCAACAACUGGUUACUCUCGUCACCUUGAGCCAACAGUGGUGCAUAUUGUAUUUCGAGCUUUGGGGAACUUCGAACUUAGGUUGUUUCCAUUGCUCAUGACCCACCACGGUACAUCUUAAUGUCGAUUAACAACUUUUCAUUCCACCCAUAAACAUGACGAACAUCAGUGGUGAUCUGAACGGGUUCUGGACCUCCCUAGGUCGACUCAACCUUGAUUGAGUACCUGGUGUGAUGUGCAACUAUUAGCACUGGGCAAAACGGCAGUCGGGCGUGUUGUUGGCCACACGACUUCCUUUAGACACCAGGCCGGUCUUAAUAGGUGCUCGCUAACUUCACGUGACAAAUCUACAAAGGAUGUAUUCACACCCUGAACAUCCUUGUAAAUGAGAUGUUCCAUCUCCAGUAAUUAUCCAGGUGAAGUGUUUUAAUAAAUCAAAUGUGCUAAGCCUUUGUCCCAAGUGACGUAUGGAGCCCUGAUUUUUUUAAAAAAACGCACUUUCAAAUGAAACGCCACCGAUUAAAAUUUAAAGAUGCACUUCCUAUGUCACGUGGGAUGUUUGCAUUAAUCAAAGCGCAUCAGAACAUCAACAGGCCAAUGCCCACAUCUUCUUCAUGAAUGGCAAAUUAAAGACACUUCUUUCGCACCGUACGUAGCCAAACGUGCUCAUCAGAGGCGCGAUGGUGACCAUGCAACCCAAACUAUGACCCAUGUAGAAGUCUGUGGUCUGCGCUCCUUCAUCGGAGGAGGUAUUCCAAAAAUCCUGAAGCCCUCUUGUGGCCAGCUGACCUCGACAUCGGCAUUUUUAUCCUCUGCACUUAUUGCCAUAAUGCACAAGAAUAGGAUAUGCAUAGUAAUACUUUACAUUUGUAAGGUGCAUUUCAUCCGUAUAAGUGUUAACUUGAUUUUGUACUUGGUAAACAUGGGAAGGCACACCACAAUGGGCGCUCGCACCAGGGCAGCGAGGACUGAUGUGUGACUACAAAGUUAGAUGUCAGUGUGCGUGUUUAACCCAGCAGGCUUUGCUAUCGUGCCAUUAUGUGGCUCGGUUAUUUUACGUACAAUUUAAUGUUGUUGGGUCACACUUUUAAGGAGUGCUCACCACCUGUAUGUAUAGCUAAAGUUAUAUUUAUGGGACCAUCACCUCGGUCCUAGAGUGUGGCAAAGCUUAAACCCCUUUCCAGGAAGGCACCAGGUGUCGCAACUUAAUUGUCACGUGACAUAGAUGGCCUGUUAAACAACUGUGGCCGUACCGGGGUAAUUAAUUACCAAAAUUAUGAAGUAGCUUUUUUACAUGGGCAUCGUGUGUCCACCAAUUCGGACUGUGGUUCAGGUAAAAGACGAGGAAUAAAUGCUCAUAAAAUACCGUGGUGACGAACGUACUCGGACCAAUUUACUUACUUUGUUUUUAUCCGCGCUGGGAUGGUGAUGGUGCAUACUGUUUUUGUGUCAAUCCAUUGACUUGUUCCAUAAGUAAGCCAUAUUUUGUAAAAUGAUAGACAAUUACCUUCAAAAUAACACCCCACAUGACACACAUUACACUCGUAUUAUAUUCUGAUGAUUUAGAAAUUUAAACACUGUGAGAUUGCCUAAUUUGUGGAACUACCCAGACAGCAAGGAACAGUUUUAAAAGCAUAAACCCGAUUUGACACACAGGCAAGUUAGUGUAUUUUGCAUUUUAGAACUCUUUUACCAUGAUUUGUGAGCCGGUGACUUCUACUUGUGUGACCGUGCGUAGCGACCGCUUGUCAGAGCCUAACUGUUAACGAUCGUCUCGCGUAGGUAACGUGUAUGUAUGCAAACAUGGGUAACACGUGAAAAGAUAGUUAAUACAUGCAAACUCCAUGCCAAACUGGGAAUACCGCGCAAGUUUAUGGGAGCUAAUGGCCAGCGAGUAAAUACGUGUCUUGUGUUGUUUGUUUUCCUUUAGAGACUGAUUUUGUUGUUGUUUGUUAUCGCAAACUCCAAAAUGUGAACGUGCAAUUGUUUAAAGUGUAGCAGUUUUAGCGGGAGAGAGGUUUUUAAUUUUUUGGUCAAAAUAAUAACAUCAUCUUGUGUUUUUCGAAGCUAGUGGUGCGAAAUGUUUCAGAAAAAUAUAAGUGGUGGGGGAGGGUGGUGGAGGGGAAUUAAAGACUAAAACGCAAAAAAAUCGGAUUCCGUCACACGCAGUGCAUGAUUCACCAAGCCCGCUUUGAAUGCGAGUGCUUUGGAAUGCAGCACUUUAUUACGUAUAAUGUUGACAAUGGGCCAUAACGCGUCUCAGAGCGAUGCCAUACCCUUUUAAACCGUUUGCAGGAUCCGCGUGCCAGCCAGGCGACUUGUUUAUUGUAUAUCAUGCACGGGUCUUGUAAAUAUACCGUGGGCACAGUGACAUAUGGGGCUUGUUCUCUUGAGACCGGGGGUCAGAGAGAAAAGUCUCUUAGAGUUGGUGAUAAAUUAGCUUCAGAACCCUGCGGGAAUUUAUUGUCGUACGUCGAAAGGUGAAAGUUUUUCAACAAAACUUGAUACAUGCGUGUGACAUGCAUGUAUGCAACAACCAUGCAAAGUUAGCUUAUGGGGUAUAGUGUACAGUUGGUAUUUUUUAAUUUAUUUAUCUGCCUGUUUGCAUGUUAUCUAUGUGUUAAAUGUUUUGUUUGUCUCGAAGUACUUUUUUAUACUUAAACAAAAAAAACACGUUAAAAAUAAAGUGUAAUUCUGCCUUAUUGUUGGGAUUUGAUGUUUUAAAGUUUGGGGGGAAAAAAAGUCUAAACAAAUAUUUACAAUAAAACCCAAAAGACAUUGCAUUCAGUAUUUAUAUAGUUGAGGUUAUGUUGCUGUAAAAGCGUUUGCAGCGAUAUUUACUCACGGUUGAAAACCCAUUCAUCAAACAAGUAUUGCCUCGCUGCAGUACUUUUCUCUAUUCCGUUGGAUUUGUUCAGUGAAUUGUUUUAAACACGAAAACUUACAUUUCAAAGUUUUAAACAGGAAAGUCGUUUACAGUGCACAAGACGAAGUGAGUAAGUCCCACUUCACAAAGCAGGUGGUCCUGUUUGAAUU
Molecule: messenger RNA, 8670 nt
Organism: Petromyzon marinus (sea lamprey)
Lineage: Eukaryota; Metazoa; Chordata; Hyperoartia; Petromyzontiformes; Petromyzontidae
Gene: CRTC1
Product: CREB regulated transcription coactivator 1
Biological process (GO): positive regulation of transcription by RNA polymerase II; protein homotetramerization
Cellular component (GO): nucleus; cytoplasm
Molecular function (GO): cAMP response element binding protein binding
Source: RefSeq, a predicted model, not a curated record